UGAUGAUUGCCGUUCAUCGCUUCCGACGGCUGCUAUUUGGAACCAAUAGAAGAUGUUCUCAUUGGAUAGGUAACCGGCAUAUCCCAUAUUAUUUUAAUUAUCAGCCAAAUAGUAGACAACUUUGUAAAGAUGCUUUUCGUGUAGAAGAGAAAGAAGAGAUUCAAAACUUUUUUCGGUUUGAAAUUGUUCAUCAAUCAAGCAAGUCUCGUGCUCGAGUCGGCAGGAUUUACACACCUCAUGGAAUUGUUGAUACACCAGCUUAUGUAGCGGUAGCCACUAACGCUGCACUUAAACACGUCGACCAUCGUUUGGUAAGUGAAGCUGGACAACAGUUGAUGUUUUGCAAUACAUAUCACUUGCUAUUGCAUCCUGGUCCUUGUGUUAUUGAAGCAGCUGGUGGGUUACACAAGUUUAUGAAUAGAAAAGGAGCCAUUAUUACGGACAGUGGAGGAUUUCAAGUAUUUUCACUUUCUCACGGUUCGGUUUAUGACGAGUUGAAUAUGAAGUCGAGAAGUGGAGGGAACAAGAAUUUUACGAGUUUGUUGCUUUCAGUGACCGAAGAAGGUGCUACAUUUCGUUCUUAUAGAGAUGGCUCAAAAGUAACUCUUACUCCCGAAUAUUCUGUUCAAAUACAAAAGAGUUUGAAAGGAGAUAUCAUCAUUCCUUUAGAUGAGUUGCCUCCUUAUCAUAUGGAAAGGAGUCAAUUGGAGGAAUCUGUGAACUUGACGCAUCGUUGGGAACUACGAAGCUUACAAGAACAUCGAAGGAAUGUACAGAAUCAAGCAAUGUAUGCCGUAAUUCAUGGAGGAAUAGAUACCGAACUGCGCCAGAAAAGUAUUGACUUUUUAUGUUCUUUACCGUUUGAUGGAUUUGCUAUUGGAGGGAGUCUUGGAAAGAAUCGUCAGGAACUGUUUCAACUCUUAGAGUUUGUGAUGCCUCGACUACCUACUGCAUUUCCUAAUCACCUGCUAGGAAUUGCAGAUUUGGAGUCUAUUGAACGUGUUGUUCCAUUAGGAGUGGACACAAUGGAUUCCUGUUACCCUUUUCGAGUUGGAAGACAUGGAAAUUUAUUUACUCGCCGAGGAGUUUUGCAUAUCUCACAGUCAAAAUAUAAAAACAUGUUUGAGCCUCCUGAUCCUGAAUGGGGUUUGAAAGAUGUAACUUUGGCUUAUCUUCAUCAUCUAUUGAAAGCACGAGAACCGAUGGCUUUAACACUUUUAUCUUUGCACAAUGCCAUUUUUAUGGUAGAGUACAUGAACGAUAUACGUAAAAGAAUACUUCAAGACGAGAUUUAAAAAAAGGCCAAAACAAAGGAACGAUAUAAAGUAUUUGACUACAUA
Messenger RNA from Galdieria sulphuraria, 1340 nucleotides. RefSeq names its product queuine tRNA-ribosyltransferase. The record is from RefSeq and is a predicted model, not a curated record. Gene Ontology annotation, molecular function: tRNA-guanosine(34) queuine transglycosylase activity. The transcript has a single exon. NCBI's taxonomy places the organism in Eukaryota, Rhodophyta, Bangiophyceae, Galdieriales, Galdieriaceae. The coding region runs from base 3 to 1295 and encodes 430 amino acids.